AUGGCAGCCACUGAUGUGAAGUCUACACGGGCUCUGCCUGCUCAGGACUUUGGCCGUCCCCGUGAAGGGAAUGUGGAGGAGGAAGGCAUGGGUGCUGGGUCUCUGACACCUUGGUCACAGGUAGGGAUGAUCCCUGGCAGAGCUGGAACAUGUGGGAUGUUUCAGGAAUCAGUGGCCUUCAAGGAUGUGGCUGUGGACUUUACCCCAGAGGAGUGGAUGUUGCUGGACCCUUCUCAAAGGACUCUCUACCGAGAGGUGAUGCUGGAAAACUACAGGAACCUGGUGUCACUUGAUAGCCCAGUCCUCAACAGCCCCAAGGACUGCAGCAUCAGCCGCAGUUGGUGGAGGAUUUGGGGUUCCCUGCCAAGUCCUCCCACGUACAUAUGUCCACAGGAUCAGAGUGUCAGCCAUGCAGACCUCGUGGGCUCUCCCAGUGGAACCAAGAAGAGUCAAGGACACUUGAGAGAAGAAUUCUAUGUGGCACCUCUAAAAGUGAGCAGUAUCGGCAGAGAGUUAGUCAAAUAUCAGCCUGGUACUUGGAGGCCACCCAGUGGACACUUGGCGACUCUGGAGGCAUCUGUGGUCGUCAUGACUGUGGGAAUAGUUGCGACCAGCAUCAAGUGA
Messenger RNA from Orycteropus afer afer, 624 nucleotides. NCBI's taxonomy places the organism in Eukaryota, Metazoa, Chordata, Mammalia, Tubulidentata, Orycteropodidae. The record is from RefSeq and is a predicted model, not a curated record.